GGUCAAUAAACGUACCGCGUAGUAAGUAAGAUGAAGGGAUCAUGACUUCCAUAGUAUAUUAAUUCGCAGUAAGUAUAUCAAUUGACUUUCUUUUUCUCUUCUUUCAUUCUUUUCCUUCCUGUCUUUCCUGCAUCUCCAUCGACAGUAUCAAUAUCAUCAAUUCAAUAUGGCCGGCCAUCGAAGCCGCACAACUGGGAACGACAAUGCAUAUAACGCCAAACAAAGCACCUAUCUCCGUCGAGACUUAGAACAAGGCAGACCCUCGAAAGAUCGAAAAUACAGAUUUCGCGAUCAUGGACCUUUGGAGCCAGAUGAUCGAAGACGAGAAGAAUUCAAGAUGAAAUUGUUGGACGGGGUGAAAAGUUCGAGUUUAGAGGACUUCCGCAAGAAAGAUGAGGAGCUCAAAGAAAUGCCCAAAUCCGUCCGCAGUUUCUACGAAGAGCAAAAUAAUCGUCUAGAUGACUGGCUCGAAGUAAACGCCCUCGUCCAGGCCCUUGCAGAUGAUAUCCUCGAAUCUUUCGAUCCGCGAGAUGACAACGGAGACGGCGUUGCAGAAGGCGGCGGUGCUUUACAAGACACCCAAGGAUUUGUCGAGCCCUUCCUGCCAGAUGCCGAACAACAGAAACGGCAAAAAUCUCGACGGAGCGCAAAAUGGGCAAUCAAUAUCAACGUCAUCGCGAAUAUCAUCUUGCUGGCUGCAAAAGCCGUGGCGGCUUUCUAUUCCUCGUCUCUCUCCCUCAUUGCUUCGUUGGUGGAUUCCGCUCUCGAUCUUUUGUGCACGGUGAUUGUAUUCACGACCAACCGAUUGGUGCAGUGGCGAUUGAUGAGCUUGAAACGCAAAUUUCCCGUCGGAAGAAAAAGAUUGGAACCCAUUGGGAUUUUGGUCUUCUCCAUCAUCAUGAUUAUUUCAUUUCUGCAAAUCCUUCAGGAAUCGGCCGAGAAACUCAUGUCCAAGGGUCCGCACAAAGCAAAGGAAUUACCCGUCAUUGCUAUCGCGUCGAUGGCUGGCACCAUUGGUCUCAAGGGACUUAUUUGGUUCGGAUGCAUUAGAAUCAAAACCACCCAAGUACAAGCUUUGGCUCAAGACUGCAAAACCGACGUCAUCUUCAACACCCUCUCCCUCAUCUUCCCCUACAUCGGCCACGCCGCCAAAAUCUGGUGGCUGGACCCCCUCGGCGCCGGACUGCUCUCCCUCUUCAUCAUCUACGACUGGGCGUCCACCUGUCUGGAGAACAUAUUCCGCCUCACCGGUUCCGCCGUCGACGAUCGUCUCCAGCAAAAACUCACGUUUCUCGCGUGGCGCUUUUCCCCGCUCGUCAACGGAUACAAAAGCAUCACGGCGUAUCAUGCAGGCGACGGGGUUUGGGUCGAGGUGGAUAUUCUGUUGUCCGAGGGAACCACGCUGGAAGAGGCUCAUGAUGUGGCGGAGACGUUGCAGUAUUGUUGUGAGGGGCUGCCCGAGGUGGAUCGAGCGUUUGUGACGUGUGAUUAUGCGGUUCAGGGCCCGACGGGGCAUGCGAUGGAGGGGAUUAAUUGAGGAUGCUAUGGACGUGGGGGUUUCUGCAUGUAGAGAUAGAUGCAGGGAAGGGGUGAUGAGUUAGGAAGUUGGAAUAGAAGUGGAGAAGGAGAAGGAGAUUUCAUGAUUCGAUGAUUUUUUAUACAUGAAAUUGGAAGUUGGAUGGAUAUAUAUAUAUAUCUAUCUAGGUGUAGUUAUUUAUGACUUGGAUAAAAUGCGGAUAUUUCAGACAGACAGGAAUGGGAUACUUAUUAGGCUUCUAGGCGCAUUUGGGCAUGGGAUGGCAGCGGAGUAUAGCGCAGAAGGCGUCGAUCGAUAUUUUUUAUGUAGAAAAAAGAAAGGGUAUAGCUUAUAGAGAAUUAUGAGCUAGAUAUAUGAGAAUAUUAAUAUUUACUCUGUAAUAGAUAGGGAUGUGUUUUCGAAAUCUUAUUGUGGAAUUAUACA
Botrytis cinerea B05.10 is the source of this 1960-nucleotide messenger RNA. RefSeq lists its product as hypothetical. NCBI's taxonomy places the organism in Eukaryota, Fungi, Ascomycota, Leotiomycetes, Helotiales, Sclerotiniaceae. Gene Ontology annotation, biological process: transmembrane transport; monoatomic cation transport. Gene Ontology annotation, molecular function: monoatomic cation transmembrane transporter activity. The coding region runs from base 167 to 1537 and encodes 456 amino acids. The record is from RefSeq and is a predicted model, not a curated record. Gene Ontology annotation, cellular component: membrane. The transcript is spliced from 3 exons.